AUGAAAAGUCCUUCUUUGGGAUAAGUAACGAUAUUGUUACCAUCUCCUAUUAACACAAUUUACCCAUACCGAAAUAAUACUUUCAACGCCUCCGUCAAUUCGCACCUACAAAUCACACCCAUCAUGAACCCCCGAGUAGGCGUAGGCGUCUUCGUCAUCAACCACAAAGGGCAGAUAGUUCUUGGUCAACGCAAAAGCAGUCAUGGCGCUGGUACCUGGGCCCUACCCGGCGGCCAUCUCGAAUUCAACGAGUCGUUCGAGGACUGCGCGGCACGUGAAGUACUAGAAGAGACAGGCCUCAAAGUCAGCGACAUACAGUUCCUCACAGCGACCAAUGAUAUUAUGAAAGAAGAGGGAAAGCACUACGUUACUGUUUUCGUGGGCUGUACUGUUGUUGGAGAUGAUGCGCAGCCGGAGCUAUUGGAACCCCACAAAUGUGAACAGUGGAAGUGGGUGACCUGGGAAGAAGUUUCCUCGUAUCAUAGCGAUCCAAACUCCAACCACAGGCUGUUCAUACCCUUGGUCAAUCUGCUCGAGCAGAGACCGGGAUUUCAUCCUGCUAGACGGGGAUGACCUUGUUUCUCUCAAUGAUUUAGGAAGAUUCACCGUUGUUUCUUUAUUACCUAGAGACUAUUACAUAC
This is a messenger RNA of Aspergillus costaricaensis CBS 115574, 641 nucleotides long. Its product is annotated as nucleotide triphosphate diphosphatase NUDT15. Gene Ontology annotation, cellular component: cytosol. Bases 124 to 573 code for a protein of 149 amino acids. Gene Ontology annotation, biological process: dGTP catabolic process. Lineage: Eukaryota; Fungi; Ascomycota; Eurotiomycetes; Eurotiales; Aspergillaceae. Gene Ontology annotation, molecular function: 8-oxo-7,8-dihydrodeoxyguanosine triphosphate pyrophosphatase activity. The record is from RefSeq and is a predicted model, not a curated record. The transcript has 3 exons.